AUGAGCGCACCCAUACACGUGAGAAACCUUUCAGCUGUCGUUGCAGCAGGAAAUUUACGAGACGGUGAGCAUGGCUCUGCUUCUCGCUUGGAUUUGAAAAUAACAAGUGACAGGGACCUGCUUUCUCGACACUUAAAGGUCAAAAAUGACCCUUCAUGCCACCAAGAGGUGCAACCUGAUAAGGAUGCACAUGACGAUGAAACAGAGUCAACUUCUUUGGCCUUGGGGUCCGAAGGCCAGGAAUCCCAGUUAGCGACCUGUAUGACGAAGAAACCUCUACAAGAAGGAUCGCAAAGACAAGCCACGGCCAUGCAACACCAUACCGAGGCUAUGCAAUUUCACUUUCCGAUCAAUUCGUCCACCGAGAUACAUCAAGCAGACUUGAUGCAAGUUCCAAGUAAUUCCAUGCCUUCUCCAGGUACGACACGGCAGCUUUUCGACGAGAAUCUACAAGAUCUCAAUAUCUUGUGGGGCGGCAUGGACGGGAGCCUUUCACUUGAAGAAUACUUUCCUUUAGGUGCCGAGUUUCCGAAUGAUCUGAUUUCAAUUACUGGACUUGAUAAUCACGAACAGGCAAGUUCUUCGUUGACUGGGCCGUCAAGUGGUGGGACUUCGGGCGAUACGGUACCCGAUUGUCCUCAUUCCGAUGAUGAUGCAUCACUAUGCGAUUACCAACUUCCAUCAUUGAACCAACAUGAUGAGAUCAACUCUCAGGACGCAGAGGAUCUUUCCGAGCGUCCUGAUUCCCCCACAGAGCAGACAGAGAAUCAUAUGCUGUACCCCUGGCGUAUCGGAAAAGAGGAGUAUCAAUCUAUUCUUUCGCUAUUUGACAGUGUUCGGCAUAUUCUUGACGCAGAUUUCGUCUUCCCCUCCAAAUAUGUACUAUGCAGAUAUAUCGAGGGGUUUUUUACUGGCAGCCAUGGGCAUUUGCCUUUUCUUCACCUUCCGACAGUGUCCAUUGCGCGUUUGAGUCCACCAUUGAUUCUAGCAAUUAUUGCCAUGGGUGCACAGUAUCGAUUUGAAAGCAAGCGGGCUGUGUGCUUCUGCAGAGCAUCAAAAUCUCUGAUUGAUAAUUUUAUCUCUGUACAUGCGCCAUUUUCCCCGUUUUCCAACCCUGGGACUGAUAUUGACGAAGUGACCUGCUCCCAAAGGAUUGGAAUGGAGAUUCUGCAAUCGCAAAUUAUUCUCUCGACCCUGGGUAUCUGGGGACAUCAUGGCCUAUUGAGUGAUUCCAUCUCAAUGACCACACAGAUGGCGCAAACAUUUCGAGACGGGGCUCUACUCAAUGACGAUUAUUCUGAUUGUGAAACUUGGAACGCAUGGAUUCAGAAAGAGGGACAGCGACGCACUAUAUUUACAGCUUACAUGCUUUCAAAUAACCAAACAAUCUUAUACAACAUGCCACCAAAGAUCUUGAACAGCGAAAUGGCCACCACCUAUCUGCCCUCUUCCGAAGAAGUCUGGAAAGCCUCCAGCGCCACUGAAUGGAGGGCUCUCCGUUCAAAACAACAUCCUUGCGUCCCAUUCGGCACUGCAUAUGCCCGUUUAUUCCGAUCGAAGCAGACCCAAAGAAGAAGACCAAGCCUAUCAUCAUUCGGAAAUCUCAUCCUGAUCCACGGCAUCUUCCAAAAUAUCUUUCUCGCCUGGGAGACAGCCUAUUCAACGGCUUCACCAACCGAGAGACCAACAACCCUACCAGUCGACGUGCUCUCAAAAUUCCACACAGCACUCAGGCGCUGGCAACGAAGCUGGGAAGCAUCCUCAGAUCCCUCAACAAUAACUCCUUCAUCCCCCAAAGGGCCCUUAGGCUUCAACGCAACAGCCAUUUUCCGCAUCGCCUGCAUCCGCCUCCACUUGAACCUAGGCCCAUACCGUAAAUUGGGAACAUGGAAUCCAGAAAUAAUCGCAAAUGCUUUCCUCAAUGCCCCUAAGCCACCACAAUCACCGCAGGUAUACCACGCCGUCCUCCAAUCCAUCCACGCACUUUCCAUUCCAGUCCGACUGGGUAUCGAAUACGUCGCACGGACGCAGACAUUGACCUGGAGCACGAUCCACUCGCUCUGUAACCUGGAAUGCGCACUAUUCCUCUGCAAAUGGCUUGAGACUUUGGCGGAAGACCCGGGGGAUCUUCAUGCUGAUACGAAGAGGCUUUUGAGGAUUAUUGCGAGUGUGCUGCGAGAGGCUGAUCUGGUGACACCUAACGCUGCUGAUGUUGCCGGAGACGGAGGGCAGCAAUUGAGGCAGAUGGGUGCUGUGCUUGUGCGGUUGCUUUCGGAGAUUUUGAAAGGAGAGCAUGUUUUUGGCAUGAUGCGAGUUUUCUGUCAGGCGCUUAGGAUUUAUGCCGGUAUAUUGGAUAGGGGAGUCACAUAA
Messenger RNA from Penicillium longicatenatum, 2370 nucleotides. RefSeq names its product fungal specific transcription factor domain-containing protein. NCBI's taxonomy places the organism in Eukaryota, Fungi, Ascomycota, Eurotiomycetes, Eurotiales, Aspergillaceae. Gene Ontology annotation, biological process: DNA-templated transcription; regulation of transcription by RNA polymerase II. Gene Ontology annotation, cellular component: chromatin. The transcript has 2 exons. The coding region runs from base 1 to 2370 and encodes 789 amino acids. The record is from RefSeq and is a predicted model, not a curated record. Gene Ontology annotation, molecular function: RNA polymerase II cis-regulatory region sequence-specific DNA binding; DNA-binding transcription factor activity, RNA polymerase II-specific; zinc ion binding.